Molecule: messenger RNA, 3116 nt
Organism: Cebus imitator (Panamanian white-faced capuchin)
Lineage: Eukaryota; Metazoa; Chordata; Mammalia; Primates; Cebidae
Gene: GFPT2
Product: glutamine-fructose-6-phosphate transaminase 2
Exons: 19
Coding region: 16-2250 (744 amino acids)
Biological process (GO): protein N-linked glycosylation; fructose 6-phosphate metabolic process; UDP-N-acetylglucosamine metabolic process
Molecular function (GO): L-glutamine:D-fructose-6-phosphate transaminase (isomerizing) activity; carbohydrate derivative binding
Source: RefSeq, a predicted model, not a curated record
GACAACCGGAGGCCAAUGGGAGCAGGUAGGAGGAACAGGCCCCUCCCCUGCCCCGCCCCUCUCGGAGGGGCUCCGCGCUAUAAGGGGGGAGGCGGAGCGGCGGGAGCUGGAGCUCGCGUAGCACAGGGAGCCCACGGACUGGCCACAGCGUUGGAGCCAGCAAAUCCCCCGAACCACGAAGGGGCCCGAGCAGCAACCACGAUGUGCGGAAUCUUUGCCUACAUGAACUAUAGAGUCCCCCGGACAAGGAAGGAGAUCUUUGAAACCCUCAUCAAGGGCCUGCAGCGACUGGAGUACAGAGGCUACGACUCGGCAGGUGUGGCAAUCGAUGGGAACAAUCAUGAAGUCAAAGAGAGACACAUUCAGCUGGUCAAGAAAAGGGGCAAAGUUAAAGCUCUGGAUGAAGAACUUUACAAACAAGACAGCAUGGACUUAAAAGUGGAGUUUGAAACACACUUCGGCAUUGCCCACACUCGCUGGGCCACCCACGGGGUCCCCAGUGCUGUCAACAGCCACCCCCAGCGCUCGGACAAAGGCAACGAAUUUGUUGUCAUCCAUAAUGGGAUCAUCACAAAUUACAAAGAUCUGAGGAAAUUUCUGGAAAGCAAAGGCUACGAGUUUGAGUCAGAAACAGAUACAGAGACCAUUGCCAAGCUGAUUAAAUAUGUGUUCGACAACAGAGAAACUGAGGACAUUACGUUUUCAACAUUGGUCGAGAGAGUCAUUCAGCAGUUGGAAGGUGCAUUCGCGUUGGUUUUCAAGAGCAUCCACUACCCAGGAGAAGCUGUUGCCACACGGAGAGGCAGCCCCCUGCUCAUCGGAGUCCGCAGCAAAUACAAGCUCUCUACAGAACAGAUCCCCAUCUUAUACAGGACGUGCACUCUGGAGAAUGUGAAGAAUAUCUGUAAGACACGGAUGAAGAGGCUGGACAGCUCCGCCUGCCUGCAUGCUGUAGGUGACAAGGCCGUGGAAUUCUUCUUUGCUUCUGAUGCAAGCGCUAUCAUAGAGCACACCAACCGCGUCAUCUUCCUGGAGGACGAUGACAUCGCUGCAGUGGCUGAUGGGAAACUCUCCAUUCACCGAGUCAAGCGCUCAGCUAGUGAUGACCCAUCUCGAGCCAUCCAGACCUUGCAGAUGGAACUGCAGCAAAUCAUGAAAGGUAACUUCAGUGCAUUUAUGCAGAAGGAGAUCUUCGAACAGCCAGAAUCCGUUUUCAAUACUAUGAGAGGUCGGGUGAAUUUUGAGACCAACACAGUGCUCCUAGGUGGCUUGAAGGACCACUUGAAGGAGAUCCGACGAUGCCGACGGCUCAUCGUGAUUGGCUGUGGAACCAGCUACCAUGCUGCGGUGGCUACGCGGCAAGUUUUGGAGGAACUGACUGAGCUCCCUGUGAUGGUUGAACUUGCUAGUGAUUUUCUGGACAGAAACACACCUGUGUUCAGGGAUGAUGUUUGCUUUUUCAUCAGCCAGUCAGGCGAGACCGCGGACACACUCUUGGCGCUGCGCUACUGCAAAGACCGCCGCGCCCUGACUGUGGGUGUUACCAACACCGUGGGCAGCUCCAUCUCCCGAGAGACCGACUGCGGCGUCCACAUCAACGCAGGGCCAGAGAUCGGUGUGGCCAGCACCAAGGCUUAUACCAGUCAGUUCAUCUCUCUGGUGAUGUUUGGUUUGAUGAUGUCUGAAGACCGAAUUUCACUACAAAACAGGAGGCAAGAGAUCAUCCGUGGCUUGAGAUCUUUACCUGAGCUGAUCAAGGAAGUGCUGUCACUGGAUGAGAAGAUCCAUGACUUAGCCCUGGAGCUCUACACGCAGAGGUCACUGCUGGUGAUGGGGCGGGGCUACAACUAUGCCACCUGCCUGGAAGGAGCCCUGAAAAUUAAAGAGAUAACCUACAUGCACUCAGAAGGCAUCCUGGCUGGGGAGCUGAAGCACGGGCCCCUGGCACUGAUUGACAAGCAGAUGCCCGUCAUCAUGGUCAUCAUGAAGGAUCCUUGCUUUGCCAAAUGCCAGAAUGCCCUGCAGCAGGUCACGGCCCGCCAGGGUCGCCCCAUUAUAUUGUGCUCCAAGGACGAUACUGAAAGUUCCAAGUUUGCAUAUAAGAUGAUUGAGCUGCCCCACACUGUGGACUGCCUUCAGGGCAUCCUGAGCGUGAUUCCACUGCAGCUUCUGUCCUUCCACCUGGCUGUUCUCCGAGGAUAUGACGUUGACUUUCCCAGAAAUCUGGCCAAGUCUGUAACUGUGGAAUAAGGAUGAGACAGUCACAAGACCAUCACCACCUUUAAUCUGAUUCCAGACCUGUCCCAACAGCAGUGAUGCUACAUGGGAAGAGAAGUGGGCAUCCAACAUGUUCUGCGUGUUCCUGUAGAGUUUGACAGUUUCCACGUGCCUUCUACCCAAGUGCUUUUGCUUACAGCAGAUACUGUUUCUGUGUCCUGAAGUCGCCAGAGGAGAAGAGAAUCAUUGUUUACACAUGGGGAUCAGAGCAGACUUCUCCACUAUCGUGCAAUAGAGAUACAGCUCUCUUCAGAGUAACUGUGAACCUUUUAUAACCAACACUAGAGUUAGUUUUAAAACACAAAAUAUUUAUAAUGAUGAUUGUAUAGCUUUUAAGUUAUUUUUCUAGUAUGUGGCUUUCUGUAGCCAUGGUAAUGGCCAAACUGUUCAUCCCAGCUACCCAUGCGCUGUCUCCAGUCUUGCUCCUGGCAGGUGGCAUUCAUCUCAGAUUUGAGCACAAGGCAUUGGCCCUCUGGACUUGUCUCUCCUUUACUUUCCUCUCUAGGCUGCCCCUGAAUCCUGUUCCCUGACAUCCAUGAAGCCCCUCCAGCCAUCCACCUAUGCCUCUUAUAAGUCCAGUUGAAAUCUCAGCCUCCUCCAACAUUUUCUUCUCGUGUGUAGCCCAAAUCUCUCCAACUCUCCAACUUCUGUUUAAUCUGAUCAUGGCUCUUUUUAAGCCCAGGCAGCAUUUUGGUCCCUGCUUCUUGCCCAUAGUAAAACAGCUUGAAAUAUCCCAUGCAAGAGAGUAGUUUCAAGUGGGCAACUCUGCUCUCUGUUUAAAAGCGUGCACAAUCAAAGUACUAUGCAAUGUUAGGACAAUAAAUAACAUACCAAUUUUU